Messenger RNA from Nelumbo nucifera (sacred lotus), 1737 nucleotides. RefSeq names its product PLAC8 family protein. NCBI's taxonomy places the organism in Eukaryota, Viridiplantae, Streptophyta, Magnoliopsida, Proteales, Nelumbonaceae. The record is from RefSeq and is a predicted model, not a curated record.
AACUCUCAACGGGCGGUGAAUUUAGGAGGGCAUUUUGGCCGGACCAACCAAAUAAAUUUUAGGAUAUUUUGAUUUUCGGUCCCCUAUAUUUAUUCUAAAAAAAUCAAGCAUCUUCGAUUAUGAUCUUUCCGCGUGGCAUACUUUAAGCCGUCUGUCCAAUAAGGGAUCAAGCAGGUGGAUUCUCCGGUGCAUUAUUGCGCGCCAAUUUCCCACUUCCAGUUCCACCAGAGCACAAUCGCCCACUAUCCAUCCUCCUCCGUUUCCUCUUAAAAUUGAAACUCUCAUCGAUGAAAAGAAAAAGCGGUUAUUUGAUUAUUUAACCAACCCCCCAAAAAACACCAGUUUUUGGUUUUUGCACUUUGCAAAGAUAGGGAGAGAAAAACGAUGGGGAAUUUAAAGCGUGUUGAUCUCCACGGAAAUAGUUGAAACCAGGUAUCUAUAGAGAGGGGGGAAAGUAAAAAGUCCUUAUCCCUAGUUUUCUCUGCGCCAAGCUCUCUCCUUCGUUAAUGGCGGAUUCGGAGAAGCAAGAAACGGCCGUUAAUGGCAUGUCGGAGGAGAGGGGAGGGUCUUGUGUGGAAGGAGUGGCGGUUUCGGAUUUUGACAUGUUAUGCGCCACUGUGGCUUUGCAGACGCAAGGAUUUUCGGUAGACAAAUGGCGGAAAUUGGGAGGAAUACAUGAAGACGGAGGAGACUUCGGUGGAGUGCAGAGGAUGUGGGAAGGUGAAGUUUUAGAUUGCUUCGAUGACCGACGAAUCGCUAUUGAAACAGCAUGCUGUCCGUGCUACACAUUUGGGAAGAACAUGGGAAGAGCUGGUUUUGGUUCAUGUUUUGUUCAGGGAACUAUUUAUUUCAUCAUUGCAGUCUGUGCUCUUCUCAACUACAUUGCUUUUGCUUAUACCAAGCGAUACUACUUUCUGUACUUAGCGGUUGGUUUCACAGUUUUGACUGGAACAUAUUUAGGGUAUUUCCGUACACUGAUAAGAAAGCAGUUUAAUAUUGGGCACAAGGACAGCUUUUUGGAUGACUGUGUGAACCAUUUAGUAUGCCCCUGUUGCACGUUAUGCCAGGAGUCCAGGACAUUGGAGAUGAACAACGUCCGAGAUGGCAUCUGGCACGGCCGAGGUGACACAAUAUGCAUAGGCAGUUCCGGAGAAAGGAGCAAAGCCUUUUUUGAGCUACGGCGGCCGCCUCUGGUCUCCACCAAAUCUCCUGAUCUCUGCAGCAUGCGAAGAUCUACAGACGGUAGCGAUCACUUGUGGAUUGCAGGAGUCAACCAAUCCGAGCCCUUGGUCCCACCACCAUCUCAACACUAACUUCUUUAAAAAGGGGAAAGGUGGGGGCGGUUUCGUAGCCAGCCGACAGCAGGUCAAUUGUACAUUUUAUAUACAUACUUGUCCAUCAGCCAAAGAUUGAAAAUGACCAACCUGCCGCCGGGCCGAACAAGAUAUGUCUCAUGUUGUGUCCAGAAGGUCAAGGUGUGGGCUUGAUCUUGAUGAUCCCAAAACUCAAAUGACCCGGAGUUGGUGGGGAAUUUGCACCCUUCACCGGUUCACCCCAAAGUUAGAAGAAAAGUUGGGUUAAUAUUUGGCAAAUUUGUCGCUGUAUUUUUUUCUCUUUUGCACUUUACUUAAUGGGGUGGUAACUGUAAUUAUUCUUAUUUCUAUCCAUGAUAGAUGCAGUAUAUGCAACCCUCUACCUUAACCAAUCCAAUAUAAUUCUCUCGGUUGGGCUGCUUCA